AUCACCUCCCAGACACAUCAGCUGCUCAGGGCAUCACUUCAGUGUUGGGCAGAGGUGUCAACUGUUGGCUUUUCCAAGGGUAGGGACUAAGGCACAUUCUGUGUUACCUACCUGUGAUGGAAGUGGGAGAACUCCUUGUGAGAAGUGAAAUCUGAGUGUAGGACUCCUCGCUUAUGAAUACAGCUUCUCAUCACUGGAGGCUGAGAUUCAGGAAGCUCACGAAAGCACUCGAGUACUUGCAUAUGCCUAUACUAACUUGUAUUAUUCCUACAGCCUCUUGUCCAAACCUGAUGAUAAGUAGAAGUGAGGCCCAUGAAGAGAAGCAUGGGGAUGUGGUGCCUGCUGCCCUUCAGCAUGGUGGGACUCACUGCUCCUUACUGCCAGCAUCAGCAGGAGAUGGCUGCUCCGACAACACAGCACUCCAGGGCUGGUGGAGCAGUCUGCAGGUCCAGAUGGCAUCCUGUUCCUGUGCCCUCAGAACCAGUCUCACAUCUGCUUCUCCUCUGCCUUGUUCAGCAGGCUCCUCUUCCAAGGCCAAGCACUCCAGCCUCCUCUCCCUCUUCUCACCACCAUCACGGAUCUCUGAGCCUGAUUACAGCUCUCUGCCUUGUGCUGGCUCCAAGAAAUCUAGCAGAGGGAGCUGGAAGAAGAGCUCUCAUUGCAAAGAGCCCCCUGGUCCCAAAUCAGAAGAAUCUGCACAUUUCCCCUUCACAGGACCCAUAAUUGCUCAGAUAACUGACUACAUCUACCUGGGGAACCUCAAUGCAGCCUACAGCGGCCGGGCGCUGUGCACAAAUGGCAUCGACAGCAUCAUUGACAUGAGCAGCCUGCCCAAUGACCACAGCCUGAGCAUCGUCCCCUGCACCUGUGGGAGGGGAGGAUUCAGGCACAACUGGUCACGCCUCAGAGUUGACAUUCAGGGUUUCCUGCAUGGAAAUCUUCAUGAAAUAAGGCAGCCAUGCUUCCUGGUCAUCAACGAGUGCAUCGAAGCCUUGAUGGAGAAAGGGAAGCGUGUUCUCAUUCACUGCAGGGAUGGUUACUCCUUAGGCCCGACCUGUGUCAUCCAAUACCUGAUGGUCAAGCACAGCAUGAGACUGCUAGCAGCCUAUGAACUUGUGAGGGCACGGUACCCACUGAAAAUCCAAGAGGGCCAUCAGGACCUACUGGUGGAUUUGGAGAUGUCCCUGCAGCCUGGUGGUGUCAACGUAGCAUGCCUGAAGCACUCCCUGUCAAGAAAGAUGGCAUGGAGCUAAACAGGCAUAGUGGCUGAAGAAGAAAAGCCAAAAGGAAAAUAGCCUUAACUCCAUCUCAUGGGUAAAUGAGAUGACUGUCAGUGUGGGGUCUGUAGGACAGUGCUGACAAGAUGCAUAGGUGAUGGCCUUUCUUUGCAGCAGUUCUUACAGACGGGUACUGGCAGAAGUACAGCUCUUAGGGACACACUAGAGGGAAAGGGAGAAAGUCUCAUUUAUGCAGAGGCUGAAAGUUUUUUAGUCGUAAUGUAAGGAAAUCCCCUGUGCUCCAGGUUGAAGAAAACUUUUCUUGGGAACUUUUGUUCCUUAGGGUGCAAGUACAGGUCACCUCCAUGUCAGGGGAUUAGAACUGCACGAUCUUUUAAGGUCCCUUCUAACCCAAGCCAUUUUGUGAUUCUAUGUGUCUCAGUCUCAUGUUCUUUUUGAGAAGGAGAAGCCAACCACUGGAUUGCUCAGUUGUUCUGCCUGAGCUUUCACUGUGAGCACAGUUGCUGUUGGGCUGCUGGGCUUGGUUUUUUUUUUUU
Molecule: messenger RNA, 1774 nt
Organism: Phasianus colchicus (ring-necked pheasant)
Lineage: Eukaryota; Metazoa; Chordata; Aves; Galliformes; Phasianidae
Biological process (GO): peptidyl-tyrosine dephosphorylation; negative regulation of MAPK cascade
Cellular component (GO): cytoplasm
Molecular function (GO): MAP kinase tyrosine/serine/threonine phosphatase activity; protein tyrosine/threonine phosphatase activity; MAP kinase tyrosine phosphatase activity
Source: RefSeq, a predicted model, not a curated record